UUCUUCAUCACCUCCUGGCACGGAGAGCGUUCGGUUUGAAGCCGAUGACAAACCCUGCAACAUCGAACCAAGGGCGUCCACAGCUUGUUUAGGCAUUGCUGAUGCCCAACCACAGCCCCGGGAAAGCUCCCACUUCCCCCACAAUCUUGUGUACGAGUAGCAGACCUCGGCCCUCCUCCGCCUCCUCCAUUCUCCUCUCAGUCUAGUCCUGUCAAUCACUUUCCCAUUGGCCUUUUCUGUUGCUUGCUACUCGCGUCUUGACUGCCUUCUUAUGUAUUAUAUCCUGCUUCGUCUCCCAGUGUCAUUGUGAAGAAACUGAAAGGGUCGCGAGUCUGUCAGUGGAAGUAAAGCAUCUCCUCUCUGCCCAUACGCCUGAUCCCGCACCUUGUCCUUCUCUUCGAACCUCAGCAUUUUCCACAAUGUCCUUCUCACCGGCAAUUCGAGUUGCAAGGUCAGCUGCACAGAGGUCGACCUCUCUGCUGCGAGCCAUUCAAUAUGGUCACCCUCCAAAUUGUCCCUGCCAUUCGAACCCCAACUUCCAUCAUGCUCCCUCUGUAUUCGGUGAAGCCAAGCGAAGACUGGCCACUCCGAUCGACUAUUCGCGAACAAAAGAAUAUGCUUUUGAGAUGGCAGCUUCCUCUAUUCGCUUUGGACCGGGUUGCACAAAAGAGGUGGGCAUGGACAUGAAGAAUAUGGGCGCUAAGCGGGUCUGCGUGGUGACGGAUGGGAACGUGUCCAAGUUGAAUGCAAUGAAGCAGGUGAUUGAGGGACUCAACGCCGAAGGGAUCGAGUUCACAGUAUACGACAAGUGCCGUGUGGAACCCAAAGACAGCUCCGUAAAAGAUGCCAUCGCUUUUGCCAAACCAUACCAACCAGAUGCGUUCCUCGCGGUGGGAGGUGGCUCGGUCAUUGACACAGCCAAGCUGAUGAACCUGUACACUUGCUAUCCUGAAGCAGACUUUCUGGACUUUGUCAACGCUCCUCUGGGAAAGGGUCUGCCCAUCACUAAGAAGCUGAAGCCUCUUGUCGCUGUGCCCACUACCGCAGGCACGGGCUCCGAGACUACCGGGACAGCAAUCUUCGACCUGGUAGAGAAGCGAGCAAAGACUGGCAUUGCGCACAGAAACCUCAAGCCAACGCUGGGUAUUUGUGAUCCUCUGAACACCCGAACAAUGCCUUCUGCUGUACACGCCUCGUCAGGUCUGGACGUGCUCUGCCAUUCGCUCGAGUCUUGGACUGCCAUUCCAUAUCACGAGAGAUCUCCAAGACCCACGAACCCGAUUAACCGACCAGCAUACCAAGGUGCCAACCCAAUUUCCGACAUCUUCUCCCUGAAGGCUUUGCACUCCACGGUGAAAUACCUACCACGAGCCACUAAGGAUCCCGAGGAUUUCGAGGCACAGAGCGAGAUGUUGCUCGCCGCCACGCUUGCUGGUGUCGGCUUCGGCAACGCAGGCGUGCAUCUCUGUCAUGGCAUGAGUUAUCCCAUCAGCGGCCAAAACCCCGGCUACAAGCAUUCAGGAUACCAGAUUGAGACGCCAAUCAUCCCUCACGGUGUCAGUGUCGCUGUGACGGCACCAGCAGUGUUCAAAUUCACCGGACCCAGCAAUCCUGACCGACAUCUGGCAGCCGCCGAGUGCUUUGGCAAGGACAUUUCCAACGUCAAGAAGGAAAGUGCGGGAGAAAUCCUCAGUGAGGCACUUGCUGAGUUCCUGAUCAAGCUUGGAGAUCAGCCUCGAGGAUUGAAGCCCCUGGGUUUCACGAAGGAGAGCAUUGAUGAUUUGGUCGAAGGUACCUUGCCCCAGAAACGAGUUUUGAUGCUGGCGCCCAGUUUGAGCGAGGAAGUCAACCAGGAACGAGAGCAGCUGCGAGGCUUAUUCGAGCAGUCUCUGGAAUACUAGGCUCAGAAUGAUAUGUUUUCCAAGUUUGUGGUACUGCGUGUUGAUCGUCAGCGUUUUACGGCCGAUGUUGUGUGUUCUUUUUUUCCCCAGAUCAGAUCCGGGUGCCUAUUGGGGGCGCGAGGGAAUCGUGGGGCAGCGACAUCGGCCACUUCGAUGCCCCCGCGUUCCUCCCCCCAACACCCUUCAUUUGGCUUGUCAGUUCCUCCGUCUCCCUGCUGUGAUCUGGUUGGAUUAUCCUUUGCAGCUGACGCAGAAAAUUGAAUCAAUGGGGUGAGAGAAUGUGUGCUCGACUCUCUUGUCUUCUACUGGCUCAAAAAUAUGUACCACCGUUUCUCUCACUUGCUUGCAUUUUGUUGCUCAAAGUUGUCUGUAUUUGGGACAAAAAG
Molecule: messenger RNA, 2287 nt
Organism: Exophiala oligosperma
Lineage: Eukaryota; Fungi; Ascomycota; Eurotiomycetes; Chaetothyriales; Herpotrichiellaceae
Exons: 1
Coding region: 420-1901 (493 amino acids)
Cellular component (GO): mitochondrion
Molecular function (GO): metal ion binding; alcohol dehydrogenase (NAD+) activity
Source: RefSeq, a predicted model, not a curated record